CCCUCCAUCUCCAUGUCUCUCCACGAUGGCAGGCGAGAUGUGGAUUCUCUCCGCAGACAGAUGAGGAGCGAGUACGGAGUAAGGAAACCCUGCCUAAGUGUCGUCAUUAGAGACAUUGGCGUGCGGAGCAAUCAAUGCGUCGAAGGGAAAAAAAACAUAUAAGAAGAGGACCCCAGAAGAUGCGCAACACAGAAAGUAGUAAUGAUUGCCAUAGUCAAUUGACGGACCUCUACUUUUGCUCUUCCUGAGGCUAUUCAUUUUACUGGUCGUCAUGAAGUUCUCCACCUUCACCCAGGUAGUCAGCCUCUCAUCACUGCUGCUUGGUGUCCAAGGUAUCUCUUUGGACCGGAACGAGGCGUGCAAGCCAUUUAAGCCCUUUCAGCCACUUCCUUCCAGUCACCCAAGGACCAAGACCUGCAAAGUCGAAGCCAAUGGCCAUGGACGCGAUGACUCUAACAACAUCCUCAAAGCGCUGAAGGAGUGCAACAAUGGCGGCAAGGUCGUCUUUGACAAAGACUUCUACACCAUCGGAACUGCCCUGGACAUGACCUGGUUGAAGCAUAUCGAUAUCGAGAUCCUCGGCCAUGUCCAAUUCACCAACGACACCGACUACUGGCAAGAGAACGGCUUUUUCCAAACCUACCAAAAUGCGACAACCUUCUUUGAGCUGGGAGGUGAAGACGUCAAUCUUUAUGGUACCGGGAUACUGGAUGGCAACGGCCAGGCCUGGUAUGACCUCUACGUGGAGAACGAGCUUAUCUUACGGCCCGUUCUUGUCGGUGUCAUUGGUCUGAAUGGAGGUACCAUUGGACCUCUGAAUCUUCGCGAUUCGCCUGAAUGGUUCCACUUUGUGGCCAACUCCUCUGAUGUUCUCUUCGACGGCAUCAACAUCGCUGCAAGCAGCACUAAUAGUUCAGUCGAGGUUAAGAAUACUGAUGGAUGGGAUGUUUAUCGCUCCACGAACAUUGUUAUCCAGAACUCCAUCAUCCAGAACCAGGACGACUGCGUUUCUUUCAAGCCGAACUCGACUGAUAUUCUUGUUCAAAACCUUUACUGCAACGGUUCCCACGGUAUUUCUGUGGGCUCUCUUGGACAGUAUGUCGGAGAAGUGGACAUUGUGGAGAAUGUCUACGUUUACAACAUCUCCAUGUAUAAUGCAGAGAACGGUGCUCGCAUCAAGGUCUGGCCUGGGAUCUCCUCUGAGCUUUCUGUCGACCUUCAGGGUGGCGGUGGAUCCGGUUACGUCAAAAACAUCACCUACGACACAUUCUACAGUUACAACGUUGAUUAUGCGAUCGAUGUCACCCAAUGCUAUGGCCAGGACAAUCUGACUCUGUGCAAUGACUAUCCUAGCAACCUUACUAUCUCCGACGUCCUCUUCUACAACUUCUCCGGAGAGACCUCAACCGCCUACGAGCCUAUUGUGGGAACGAUCGUUUGCUCCUCUCCUGAUGUCUGCUCGGACAUUAACGCCUACGACAUCAAUGUUGUGAGCCCGAUUGGAACCAAUGAGUUCCAGUGCGCAUAUGUGAACGAGACAACCCUGGCCGUCAACUGCACCGAGACUUAAAAGAAGAAGAAAUCGCGAGCCUUUGGUCAUAGUCAAAGCCGGACUAAGCCUACGCUACUAUCCGAAGAAUGAGUUGGGACUGUACAUAUCUUGAUUGUAAUUGAAUAAAUGGCAACUCCAUGUACGAUA
Penicilliopsis zonata CBS 506.65 is the source of this 1699-nucleotide messenger RNA. RefSeq lists its product as hypothetical. The transcript has 8 exons. The record is from RefSeq and is a predicted model, not a curated record. NCBI's taxonomy places the organism in Eukaryota, Fungi, Ascomycota, Eurotiomycetes, Eurotiales, Aspergillaceae. Gene Ontology annotation, molecular function: polygalacturonase activity. Gene Ontology annotation, biological process: carbohydrate metabolic process. Bases 272 to 1570 code for a protein of 432 amino acids.